AAUCAGUUUCAGCUUUGGAUUUGAAAAGGGCAAAACAAUAUGGUACAGCAAGAAAGUUGAAAAAGAAAAAGAAAAAGGGAUGGAAAUGGGCUAAAGAAUCAAAACUGAUAAGAGGGGAGAGUACUGAAUCGGUGAAUCCUGAUCAUGGAAGGGGAGGAAAUGGAGAAACAAUACCCAUAUGGGUAUGCUUUAUUCUUUAAAUCAAUUUGGUUAAAUAGAUAAGAAAGAGAAGCAGAGGUUGAUCUGGUGGUGGUAACAAAGCCCACUGUGUCCCUCUCAAUUUCUGCGCUCACACUCCUCCACUGACAUCUCGUAUCCUCUCUCUCUCUCUCUCUCCAUUGUUUGCUGCUACAAAGUAGCAAAGCAGAGAUGGUGACUGAAAAGGAUUCUUAACACUUCAACAAACCAAAACUCAAAAGAGUCAUUGUCUCUGAAACAGACAUGCUCGCCACUUAGCUUUCUUCAGUAGCCAUGUUGCUCUUCCUCUUCCUCUUCCUUCUCUUUCUCUCCUCUGCCUCACCCUCUCUCUCCUACGAACCUCGCAACCAUGAAGUCGAGGCUUUGAUAAGUAUCAGACUAGCUUUGAAUGACCCCCAUGGGGUUCUCAGCAACUGGGAUGAAGACUCUGUAGACCCAUGUAGCUGGGCCAUGAUCACAUGCUCCACUGAAAAUCUUGUCACUGGCUUAGGAGCUCCAAGCCAAUCUCUGUCUGGAAGUUUGUCCGGGAUGAUUGGGAACCUCACCAAUCUUAAACAAGUGUUAUUGCAGAACAACAAUAUCUCCGGCCCGAUUCCAACGGAGCUCGGUACUCUUCCGAGACUUCAAACGUUGGAUCUCUCCAAUAACCGCUUCGCAGGAGCUGUCCCAGCGUCUCUGGGUCAGUUGAGUAAUCUUCAUUACCUGAGGCUGAACAACAACAGCUUGUCUGGAGCAUUUCCUGUGUCUUUAGCCAAAAUCCCACAACUUGCUUUCUUGGACUUGUCUUAUAACAAUCUCAGUGGACCUGUGCCUAAAUUUCCAGCCAGAACAUUCAAUGUUGUGGGAAACCCCUUGAUUUGUGAGGCCAGCUCCACGGAUGGUUGCUCUGGAUCAGCCAAUGCGGUCCCUCUUUCCAUCUCUCUUAAUUCAUCAACUGGAAAACCGAAGUCCAAGAAAGUAGCAAUUGCACUUGGGGUCAGCCUCAGUAUUGUCUCUCUCAUCCUCUUAGCACUUGGAUAUCUUAUUUGCCAGAGAAGAAAACAAAGAAACCAGACCAUCUUAAACAUCAAUGAUCAUCAAGAAGAGGGUCUAAUAAGCCUGGGCAACCUAAGAAACUUCACUCUAAGAGAACUCCAACUUGCCACAGACAAUUUCAGCACCAAGAACAUACUUGGUAGCGGAGGUUUUGGUAAUGUAUAUAAGGGUAAGCUAGGAGAUGGGACUAUGGUGGCAGUGAAACGGCUUAAAGAUGUGACGGGAACUGCUGGAGAAUCACAGUUCAGGACUGAAUUGGAGAUGAUUAGCUUGGCAGUUCACCGGAAUUUGCUUCGGCUGAUUGGCUACUGUGCCACCCCAAAUGAGAGGCUUUUGAUUUACCCCUACAUGUCUAAUGGCAGUGUGGCCUCCAGGCUUAGAGGAAAACCAGCAUUAGACUGGAACACAAGGAAGAGGAUAGCAAUUGGCGCUGCACGGGGUCUUCUAUAUCUACAUGAGCAGUGCGAUCCAAAGAUAAUCCACAGAGAUGUGAAGGCUGCUAAUGUGCUCCUGGAUGACUAUUGUGAGGCUAUUGUUGGUGACUUUGGCCUUGCAAAGCUCCUUGACCAUUCUGAUUCCCAUGUUACCACUGCUGUCCGUGGAACUGUUGGGCACAUUGCACCUGAGUACCUCUCCACUGGCCAAUCAUCUGAGAAAACUGAUGUCUUUGGGUUUGGUAUUCUCUUGUUGGAGCUCAUAACUGGAAUGAGAGCUCUUGAGUUUGGCAAAACGGUUAAUCAGAAAGGAGCCAUGCUUGAAUGGGUGAAGAAAAUACAGCAGGAGAAGAAAGUGGAAGUGCUGGUGGACAGAGAGCUAGGCUGCAACUACGACAGGAUCGACGUGGGGGAGAUGCUACAAGUGGCUUUGCUGUGCACUCAAUAUCUGCCUGCCCACCGCCCCAAAAUGUCGGAAGUGGUCAGGAUGCUGGAAGGCGAUGGCCUAGCAGAGAAAUGGGCAGCCUCCCACAACCACAACAACAAUAAUCCCACCCCCAACAUCUCCCAUUUCAACAGCCACAAAAGUACAUGGCGCCCUACCACUGCAUCAAAGCAUGAUAACAUUGAUCAUGAUGGUUCAAGCAUGUUCGGCACCAUGAUGGACGAGGAGGACGAUGAUCAUUCCUUGGAUGCCCAUGCCAUGGAACUUUCUGGUCCAAGAUAGAACACCCCCCUAACAAGAAUAGAAAUCAAUUCUUUUUUUUUUCCAAUUCAUUAAAAAGCUAGGGUUAACUUUGUCUCAACAAAAGCAUAUAGAGAGUGCUAUCCAAUCUAGUCCUUUGUGUCUCAUUUUGCCCUCUUUUCUUUUCUUUUCUUUUCUUUUGUUAAAGCUGUAUGGGGUUGUAAACUUGAAAUGUAAAUAUUCUCGUGUCUCUCUGUUUUUCAUGUUUGGGAGAUAGGAAACUAGGUAGGAAAGUGGAAGGGAAAGCAGUGGGGAUUGCAGAGGGGAAUGACUAAUGAGGUGAGGUGGCGAUGGGGGUUGGUACAUACUGCAUCAUGAGAUGGUGUGGCAGCAGGAGUGAGACUGUGAGAGGGCAGAAGGGGGAUUGACUCAGCUGACUACAAGUGUGGAAAAUGGCAGUGUGAUGUGUGAAGCAGUGAAGUGAGGUUUGUGUGUUGUCAAGUGAGAGCUGUUAAGGGUCGUUUUCUUACUGAUGCUUUUGCAGGGUCA
Vitis vinifera (wine grape) is the source of this 2901-nucleotide messenger RNA. Its product is annotated as probable LRR receptor-like serine/threonine-protein kinase At4g30520. NCBI's taxonomy places the organism in Eukaryota, Viridiplantae, Streptophyta, Magnoliopsida, Vitales, Vitaceae. The record is from RefSeq and is a predicted model, not a curated record. Gene Ontology annotation, molecular function: ATP binding; protein kinase activity; protein binding. The transcript is spliced from 11 exons. The coding region runs from base 472 to 2394 and encodes 640 amino acids. Gene Ontology annotation, biological process: protein phosphorylation.